This is a messenger RNA of Durio zibethinus, 1616 nucleotides long. Its product is annotated as malate dehydrogenase, glyoxysomal. Lineage: Eukaryota; Viridiplantae; Streptophyta; Magnoliopsida; Malvales; Malvaceae. Gene Ontology annotation, molecular function: L-malate dehydrogenase (NAD+) activity. The record is from RefSeq and is a predicted model, not a curated record. Gene Ontology annotation, biological process: tricarboxylic acid cycle; malate metabolic process. Gene Ontology annotation, cellular component: chloroplast; cytoplasm.
UAAAUAUAGUUUCGGAUAAUUUUAUGUGUUUAGACAUCAUUAUUUUUUUCCUAAUAAUACCCAUAGAAUUUACCACUUGUAUCACCGAAACAAGUAACAACUGCAAACAUCAUUAGUUUUUUAUUAGAAAAACAGACAUCUCAAGUUUUUUAUCACCCUGGAAAUAAACCCAAACCAAGUUUUUGAGAGCCACAUUCCUUUGCGAGUAGAGAUAGGAUAAGGACUUGGACUAGUUUCCACACAAACUAAAUUUCGAAGAAAAUAUGUGUAUUUACGUCAACUUCACCUUUAUCUCUUCUUUUGCUUUUCUGUUUAAAUCCAUUCAUUUUGUGCACGUAGAACCAUAAUAUUACACCCACCCUACACUUUAACCCUUACCAUCUCUUGGAAGAGAAAUCAAAUGGAGUUUAGCUCAGAGGCUAACCAACGCAUUGCCAGGAUCUCAGCCCAUCUCCAGCCUCCAAAUCCCCAGAUGGGAGAAAGUUCUGUUUUGAGGCGAGCUGACUGCAGAGCAAAAGGAGGGGCACCGGGAUUCAAAGUUGCUAUCUUAGGUGCAGCUGGAGGAAUUGGCCAGCCUCUUGCAAUGUUAAUGAAAAUGAAUCCACUUGUUUCGGUUCUUCAUCUUUAUGAUGUUGUGAACUCCCCUGGUGUCACAGCUGAUCUCAGUCACAUGGACACUGGUGCAGUGGUACGUGGUUUCCUGGGGCAGCCGCAGCUUGAAAGUGCUCUAACAGGCAUGGACCUUGUGAUCAUACCUGCUGGUGUUCCGAGGAAGCCUGGAAUGACGAGGGAUGAUCUUUUCAACAUUAAUGCUGGAAUUGUCAAGACACUUUGUGAAGGAGUUGCAAAGUGCUGCCCUAAUGCAAUUGUUAAUCUGAUCAGCAACCCAGUGAAUUCUACAGUUCCAAUUGCAACAGAGGUUUUUAAGAAGGCUGGUACUUAUGAUCCAAAGCGACUUCUGGGAGUUACAACUCUAGAUGUUGUGAGAGCAAACACUUUUGUGGCGGAAGUUCUGGGACUUGAUCCAAGAGAAGUUAAUGUCCCAGUUGUUGGAGGUCAUUCAGGAGUGACAAUUUUGCCUCUUUUGUCACAGGUUAAACCUCCCUGCAGCUUCACCCCUGAAGAAACUGAAUACCUUACAAAUCGCAUUCAAAACGGUGGGACAGAAGUUGUUGAGGCAAAAGCUGGGGCUGGAUCUGCUACACUGUCAAUGGCAUAUGCAGCUGUCAAGUUCGCAGAUGCAUGCCUCCGAGGCUUGAAAGGAGAUGCAGGAAUUGUGGAAUGUGCCUUUGUAGCUUCCCAGGUUACAGAACUCCCCUUCUUUGCAACCAAGGUACGACUUGGUCGUACUGGAGCUGAGGAAGUCUAUCAACUGGGGCCUCUAAACGAGUACGAGAGGGUUGGUUUGGAGAAAGCAAAGAAAGAGUUAGCAGGAAGUAUUCAAAAGGGUAUUGCCUUUAUCAAGAAAUGAAUUGGUGAUGAGCGGAUCUCUAUUAUAUAAGCUGCUUAAAUCUGUUACAGGGCUUUGUAUAUGUUUUGGUACUUUGAAGAAUCUGCGAAUAUUUAACAAAACCACUGCUGCAUCAAUUGAGAUCUGCAUGAUGAUCUAUUCAUUU